GUGGCACUGUGUCCUCACUAGCUCGACCUCAUGUUCCCCGUCGCGCCAAGCGCGUCCAUCUCACUCUCCAUGUCCUUGUUCUCUGGCGAGAGCUCGAGGCACUCCGGCCACUCCGGCAUGCAGCCCGCGCCGCUCGCGCUCGCGAUCCUCGACCGCCACGCGGGCCUCCCGACGUCGACGCUCACGUCCAGCUUCGAGCCUCAAAACCGUGUCUCUCCCCCUCGCUGCUGGCUUUCUGCUACUCUCCUGCGCUCGUCGCCUGCAACAGUCAAUGUGCGCGCUCAAGAACAUGCUCUCAUCGAGCUUCGUCAUCAUCUGGCAGAGCCUUGCCGCCGACUCACUCCCACCCUCUUGUGUCCACACUUGGGUAGUCUCCACCUCGCUGUCUCUUGAUUCCCGCUCUCUGCAGAGUUGUUCUGGAUGCGAAUAUAUGCUGUAAUAGCUCCUUGCUCCCCAAUUAGCAUCGCCAUGUUCCUGCAGCCCGAUGUCUGCCCCAUACUCGAGACGUUCGUCUUCGACUGCGGCGAGAAGCUGCUCAAUGCACGCUCCCCACCACUGCCAUCCCUCUAUUCGACUCCCGCUUUCCCAGCCUCCAGCACGCACUCACCCACCUUCUCCGCACCACCCAUGCCCUCGCGGAACGCGCUCGAGCCCGAGCUACACACGCCCAACUGCACACUCCGCCGCAUCAGCAUCCGCGGGAUGGGCAUCUCGCGCCUGUACCCGAACCGGCCGAGCCACGCGCAAGACCACUUACCCUCACUCCUGCGGCACCACACGCUCUUCCCCACACUCGAGACCGUGCACACGGUCGGCUUCCUCGUUGACGCGUGCACGGACCAGUUCGCAGGGAGAUCUUCAUCUGGUGGACGGAGAAGUUCGAGGAGCAAUACACCGACCCUGCGGACAGCAAGCAGGAGAUCGUCGCGGAGGAUCACGCGAGCCUGGUACACAAGAGCGACACGGAGGAGGUAAAAUAAGAAUGGCAAGCCCAAUCGGGCGUGAAGCACGGGUUUGAGAAGGAGGGAAGGAAACACUACCAACUGUGGACCCACGAACCCGCGUUACCCGCGUGCAACCCGUGCCCACUGCGGUGGGUCUUUACCCGGGCGGGUGCGUUUCUUAGGUUUAGUUGUAUUACAUACAGUACUAGUACUACACAAUGUGUAGCAUACAUCGAAAAUGAAAUCUAUUGCCAGAAA
Rhodofomes roseus is the source of this 1202-nucleotide messenger RNA. RefSeq lists its product as uncharacterized. The record is from RefSeq and is a predicted model, not a curated record. The transcript has 4 exons. Lineage: Eukaryota; Fungi; Basidiomycota; Agaricomycetes; Polyporales; Fomitopsidaceae. The coding region runs from base 421 to 975 and encodes 184 amino acids.